Cheilinus undulatus (humphead wrasse) is the source of this 5948-nucleotide messenger RNA. RefSeq names its product collagen, type XV, alpha 1b (gene col15a1b). Gene Ontology annotation, cellular component: basement membrane. The transcript has 43 exons. Bases 148 to 4299 code for a protein of 1383 amino acids. Lineage: Eukaryota; Metazoa; Chordata; Actinopteri; Labriformes; Labridae. The record is from RefSeq and is a predicted model, not a curated record.
GACAAAGCAAAGUUAAAGGAUUUGACUUUUUUGCUGCAGGAUUACCAGGAAUUAUCUCCCACACUCUCCUGGACUUUGCAUGACUCAGCUCUGCGUUUGGCCUGUACGCCUUUUUGCACGUGCUUUUAAGAGUGCAGCCAUAAGAGGAUGGGAGCCCUUCGCCUUUCUCUGGCUCUCCUCUUCCUCCUCUCCUGUCCCGUACAAGCCCAGUGGUGGAGUUUCAUCUGGGCCAACCCGAGACCGAGCACCAGCCCUGCUCCUACCUCCACUCCUCCCGCCACCACCUCUGCAUCCGUCACCUCCCUGCGUCCUUCUGGGACGACAGAGGAGGAUGGGGUAACAGAGACAGCCUUAGAGGGAUUCACUCAAACAGAGGGGCCUGUGCUGGGCCCCACUGCCCACCCAGCAGUGUCAGUCUUUGGUCACAGCACUCCUGAACCUGCAUGGACGCUGCCUCCACAGGAGAUCGCAGGUGGAGGCAGCAAAACCAGGACGCAUUACAAACCUCUGAAACACUGGAAGAGUGAACGAGGCUCUGGGAACUACCUGGACCUGACGGAGUUAAUCGGGGUCCCCCUCCCUCCCUUUGUCUCCUUCGCUCCGGGCUAUGAGGGCUAUCCGGCCUACAACUUUGGUCCUAAAGCCAACAUCGGCCGGCCUACCACAACCCUUAUACAGGGGUCGUUCUACAGGGACUUUGCCAUCAUCGUCACGAUUCGUCCGGACACUUCGAGAGGAGGCGUGCUCUUUGCCAUCACAGACGUCCGUCAGAAGGUGGUGGAGCUCGGUUUGGCCCUGACUCCUGUGCGUGGGGGUCUCCAGAGUAUCUUACUGUACUACACUGACACAGAGGAAGCCUCCCACAGCCACAAAGCUGCUGCCUUCACUGUCCCAGAUAUGACCAACCAGUGGACCCGAUUCACGGUGGUGGUGGAGCAUGACGAGGUGCGUCUCUACAUGGACUGUGGAGAGGCAGAGAGGACCACUUUCCAGCGGAGCCCAGAGAAACUCACCUUCUCACGCGAUUCAGGCAUUUUUGUAGCGAACGCAGGAAGCACUGGGCUGGACAAGUUUGUGGGAUCCAUCCAGCAGCUGGUGAUAAAAGAUGAUCCCAGAGCGGCUGAGGAGCAGUGUGAAGACGACGACCCUUAUGCGUCGGGUUACACCAGCGGAGACGACGCUCUGGAUGACAGAGAGUCAGAGGAGGAAGUCAUGAAGCACGCACGGAAGAACAAACUCAGCACGGCACAGGACAGCGUUCCCGUCAGAGCGCCACCAACCGAAGCUCCAGCCUCGGAGCUGGAUGAGUACUCUGGUCUCCAAACCCGGACGGAUUCCGCUGAGGAGGUGCAGAGAGGUCCACAUCGGGCAGAGGAGCCAGGAGAGAGAUCAGGAGAUGGUCAUGCCAGACAUGAGUUAAAAGGAGCUCGUGGAGAUCCUGGACCCAGAGGCCCACCUGGUCCCCCUGGUCCUCCAGGCCCCACCUCACAACCUGGAAAAUCUAUUCCUGGGCCAAGAGGGCCCCAAGGACCACCAGGAUUACCUGGAUCCCCUGGACUGCCAGGGAGAGACGGAUCACAGGGAAGAAAGGGUGAUAAAGGAGAUCCAGGUCAGAGAGGAUUUCAGGGCUCUCCAGGACUGGAUGGAGAAGCUGGACAAAAAGGAGAGAAGGGAGAAUCAGGAGUUGGAAUGCCAGGCCCUCCAGGCCUCCCUGGACCUCCUGGACCCCCCAGAUCACGCAGUGUACCUUAUGGAGCAGAUGCUCUGGGUUCUGGAUUUGGAGACCUGGACAGUGACACUGAACUCAUCAGGGGUCCUCCUGGUCUACCUGGACCUCCAGGGCCUCCAGGUCUCCCUGGGCCCUUCCUGUCGUCCUCUGGCUCAGCUGAAGGCGUGUUUCCAGGGAACCCUGGACCACCUGGUCCACCUGGCAGAGACGGGACCCCAGGAAAUCCAGGCGUACCUGGUCUAUCAGGACAAAAUGGGAGUCCAGGUCUGCCAGGAGCUGUAGGAGAGAAGGGUGACCAAGGUUUGCCUGGACCACCUGGACCAAAGGGCGAAUGUGGCUCUUUGGGAACAGCAGCGCCAUCCGGACCACCAGGACCAAGUGGUCCACAGGGACAUAGAGGCCCAGCCGGUCCACCUGGACCCCCUGGCCCUCCUGGCCCUCCUGGCCCUCCAGGGACCAAAUUCUUUGUAGAGGAUAUGGAGGGAUCUGGGAAGAGUGACAUGCUGAUUGGAGCUGGAGUCAGAAGCCAACAGGGACCACCUGGACCACAGGGACCAAAGGGUGAAGAUGGUGCACCUGGAGCCCCAGGACUCUCUGCUAAGGGUGAUCCAGGAGACCCAGGACAACAGGGUCUACAGGGUCCUGCUGGACUACCAGGGGCCAGAGGGGCCAAAGGAGAAAAAGGCAGUCAAGGAUUAAAGGGUGACCGAGGUGUUAACGGACUUAGCAUCACAGGACCACCUGGCCCUCCUGGACCUCCUGGACCUCCAGGAACCUUCUUAAAUCUGCAGGAUCUUCUUCUCAAUGAUACUGAGGGUAACUUCAACUUCACAGACCUCAGAGGACCACCAGGACCCAUGGGUCCUGAAGGCUUGCCUGGCAGAGCUGGAUUUCCUGGCCCCAGGGGACCAAAGGGAGAUAUUGGCCCUCCAGGUUUGCAGGGGCCGCUAGGGAUCAAGGGAGAGAAGGGGGAACCAGGGGUGACCAUCGCUGCUGACGGAUCACUCUUAUCAGCACCAAGAGGCCCCCAGGGGACCAAAGGCUUUAAGGGUGACCGUGGAUAUCCUGGACCUCCUGGACUCAUUGGCCCCAUAGGACCGACCGGGCAGAAGGGAGAGUAUGGCUUCCCCGGCCGUCCUGGUCGUCCCGGGGUGCCUGGGAGAAAAGGUGACAAAGGAGAUGCAAUCGGCCUGCCGGGGCCUCCAGGUCCUCCUGGCCCACCUGGACUUCCUGGAAGAAUAUCUGUGCUGAACGGAACCGUGUUUCCGGUGCGACCCAGACCGCACUGCAAAAAGGGACGAGAUUCAGUCAUGGGAGAUUUACAGGAAGCUAAAGGAGCCAAAGGGGAGAUUGGAUUACCUGGAGUGCCUGGAACACCUGCAACUUGGGUUCCAGAUGGUGUAGUGGGUGACAAGGGUGAACAGGGAUACCAAGGUCAGAAGGGAGAAAAGGGGGAUAGUGGUCUGCCUGGUCCUCCUGGACUGCCUGGGAGGUCAGGACUUGUGGGUCCAAAAGGUGAAUCCAUCGUGGGUCCCCCAGGACCUGCUGGUUCUCCAGGUCAGCCUGGAGCCCCUGGGUACGGACGACCUGGUCCUCGAGGCCCUCCAGGCCCUGCUGGACCCCCAGGACCCCCAGGAUCUGAAAGUGGAUAUGGAUCAGGUGUCAGUAUCCCGGGCCCUCCUGGUCCUCCUGGCCCUCCAGGAUCUCCAGGAUAUGCCAGUCCAGUGACCACCUACAAGACGCUCCACGCUCUGAGCAGAGAAACUCACCGCGCUGCAGAGGGAAUGCUCGCCUUCGUGUCAGAGCGAGGAGGAGAGCUGUACAUCAAGACACGCAGUGGCUGGCGCAAGAUCCAGCUUGGAGAACUGAUCCCUGCCAGUUCCCAAACCUCAGGUGCGUCUCAGGCUCUCAGCAGGCCGGGAGAAUGGAGCAGACCAAACAGAGCCCACAGCCAGGAGCUCCAAGAUGGCACUUCAAGAGGAUAUCAGCCCAGCUAUAAUGUUCUACCACAGACCGUCAACGCUGUACCCGGGCUCCAUCUGGUGGCCCUGAACGCCCCGCUGAAAGGCGACAUGCGUGGCAUCCGUGGGGCGGACUUCCAGUGCUACCAGCAGGCUCGCUCCAUGGGGCUAACAGCCACAUACAGAGCCUUCCUGUCCUCACACCUCCAGGAUCUGGCCACCAUCGUGAGAAAAGCUGACCGCACUGACAUGCCUGUGGUUAACCUCAGGGGUGAGGUGUUGUUCAGCUCCUGGAUGUCCAUUUUCUCUGGGAAUGGAGGAACAUUCAACCCGAUCAUACCAAUCUACUCUUUCGACGGACGCAACGUCAUGGCUGACUCAGCAUGGCCAGAGAAACUAGUUUGGCAUGGCUCCAGCGCUGUAGGAAUCCGUCUGACCACAAACUACUGCGAGGCAUGGAGGACAGGUGACAUGGCGGUGACGGGGCAGGCCGCUCUGCUGCAGACAGGACGACUGCUGGGACAGCACACACGCUCCUGCUCCAACCACUACAUAGUGCUGUGUAUAGAGAACACAUAUGUGGGGAACACGCAUCAAAAGAGGACCUGAGACACAAGGGAAACACAAAUAUCCAUGAACACAACAACUAAUAAAUGAUGGAAGAGCAGAGUAACAAUGUGACGCUGUGCACAUACAUUUAAACUGAAAUGAGUGACACCUGCAGGCACAUACACACGUUCUGAUCACAUCACUCCACAGACAAAACAUUUAAGGCACUUGUGUUCAAACAUGCAGGAAGACACAUUAAUGGGCAUGCUCGUGCACAAUUUAUUCAAUUUAAUAGUUUUCAUCUUUAUUACCAAUCCGUAGUCCAACACCUCAUCAUGCUGCAGCCGUCAGGUUAUUUAUUUUUACCUUCAGCUUUUUGCAGCACACAAUAUCAUCACAAAAUCUCCUUAAAGUGAAAGAUGUCUCUGGAUUUCAGUCUAAAUGACAUCAGACCAUGCCAGGGUUUUGUGUCCAGAGCUGUAAGUCUGUUAUCUUUAUAUAUUUUCAGAUAUUUUUCAAAGUUUGUCUGAUAAUCAUUAAGGCUUUAGGUGUAAUAUUUCAUUAACUCCAUGCAGCAAUUGGUUGCAGUUUGAUGUAAAUUUUGCACGGUAAAAUAAAGUAAGUUUAGUAAUGUCACAAAUGCAAAAAUUACAAAAUGUGAGACAAGUAGUGUUGACUUAAACGCCUUUAAUGUGCCGUGGGUUGCACCAGCCAUGUGUAAACAUGUUACUGUAAUGUUACACCUACCUCCUUUAAGGUGUUAAGUCCUCCAUAAACCCAGCUGUAAUGUUGAUGUUUUAAAACAGUGUAAAAACUUAGACAAUGCCAUGUGGCUGAGGGUUUUAGUGGCUGUUUGGAGUCAGCAGUAUAUUCUCCAUGAUCGACUAUAUCCCUUAGAAAUAUUGGGAGAUUUUCUGGGACUUACUGGGAGAUAAUUUUCCACCAUUCAAUAAUAAAAAAACAUUAAAGUAUCUCAUGUUAAUGUUGAUUUCACCACUGUAUACUGUAUACAAUGCAUACUGUAUACCAGGAGUGUCAAACUCAAUCACAGCACAGGCCGGGAUCUGGAUUAAGGUCUAACCCUAGACCCUAACAUGGUCAACAUUGAGCCAUAAAUGUCAACCUCAUUUCACCGCUAAUACAAUAUGAAAAAAAAAAAAACCCUUGAAAAAUGUUUUAAAAGGCAAAUAUAAGACAAAGUAAGUCACAGUGACUUUAAAAGGUCAAAUAUGAGGUCAAAUAUCAAAUUGGGAUUCUGAAAGCUCAAAAUAUGGGAUCAAAAAGCCAAGGUUAGGAGAUGAAAAGGUCAAAAUUAGAUCAAAUUUGAAGUAUGAGUUAAAAAGGUAAACAUGUGACUUAAAUUUUAAAAUUGUGACAUUAAAAGUUCAAAAUAUCAUAUAAAAAGCAAAUAUAUGUUUCAGGUCAGAGUAUAAUAAAAAGUCGAAACCAUAAAUUUGAGUCAUAAUUUUGAGAUGCAAAAUUUCUUUUUAUUUUAUUUUUUUAGGGCUUUUCAUACCUUUAUUUGACAGAGGAGGAUAGUGGAUAGAGUCAGAAAUGGGACCAGAGUGGGGAGAGACAUGCGGCGGAGGGCCACAGGCCGGAUUCAGACCCGGGCUGGCGGUGUAAAUGGGUCAUGCCUUAGACCGCUAGGCCAUCUAUGUGCCACAAAAUUAAAAAUAUUAACCCCUUAAAGCCUAUUGUAUCAUAUU